Molecule: messenger RNA, 396 nt
Organism: Scheffersomyces stipitis CBS 6054
Lineage: Eukaryota; Fungi; Ascomycota; Pichiomycetes; Serinales; Debaryomycetaceae
Product: mitochondrial pyruvate carrier
Exons: 1
Coding region: 1-396 (131 amino acids)
Biological process (GO): pyruvate import into mitochondria
Cellular component (GO): mitochondrial inner membrane
Molecular function (GO): pyruvate transmembrane transporter activity
Source: RefSeq, a predicted model, not a curated record
AUGGCAGCUGCUGCACAACAUACAUCUAAAUUCACCCGUUUCAUGAAUUCCGAAACCGGGCCCAAAACCGUACACUUCUGGGCUCCGGUUUUCAAAUGGGCUUUAGUUGUUGCCGGUUUCAACGAUUUACAAAGACCAGUUGAAAAGCUCAGUGGUACCCAACAAGUUGCUUUGUUUGCCACUGGUGCUAUAUGGACCAGAUGGGCUGGUUUUGUCAUCAAGCCUCGUAACGCUUUGUUGGCUAGUGUUAACUUCUUCUUGGGUGGUGUUGCUGGUUACCAAAUCAUCAGAAUUGUCAACUAUAGAAGAGACUUGGGUGACUCCCCUGCUCAAGUGUUUGGUUACAUCCUCAAUGGUGAUCCUAAUGCUGCUCCGGCCGCUGAAGAAGCCAAAUAG